Molecule: messenger RNA, 963 nt
Organism: Aspergillus tanneri
Lineage: Eukaryota; Fungi; Ascomycota; Eurotiomycetes; Eurotiales; Aspergillaceae
Exons: 1
Coding region: 1-963 (320 amino acids)
Source: RefSeq, a predicted model, not a curated record
AUGGGCAGACCAAGCCAGAAAGAACUCAAACCGGGCCUCAGCCUUACGGACACUCUAGACACUCUUGAGCAGAUCUACAAAGAGUCCAAAGUUAUCGUGGUCGGCUGCCUGGCCUCCUGGACUCUUUGUCGUCUCAACUUUAGCUUCCCGUGGCUGAUACUGUUGCUGGCCAUCUGUCGCACUUACUACCAAUUGUCGAUCCAGCGAGUUGAGCGCGCAAUCCGUGAUGAACUACGGCGACACCACGGUAGUAGGAAACUCCAGCAAGGCGAGAGUAUCGAAUGGAUCAAUGUAGUCUUCGGGCGCGUGUGGCAUCUUUAUCAAUCACGUAUUUGCGACCAUAUCGUGCGAUACGUCAACUCCGGACUAGUUCGCCCGGGCAACGAGACGCCCGCCCAGAAAGUGAUCGUUCAGUCCUUGGCCUCGAUGGACCAGCCGGUGAAGUUCACCAAGUUCAUAGUCCACCCGAAACCAGACUCACCGAAUCUGAUUCUGGAGGGACGGUUCCAGAUCGACCUGACGCCCCCCUGGGUGUGGAAUGCCCGACGCCAUCUGGUCGAGCGAUCGCACACAGAGCCACUUGUCAACAUCGCCAUCGUCCACCGCAAGCAAGACCAUCAACAACAUGACCUGAUGGUACAGGUGAAAACGUUCACGGGGACAGGCACGCUCCGGCUAGAAUUCGACCUCGAGAGCGCGGAGCCCCGAAUUUAUCCACCGCAGAUCGAGCUGCAGGAUCCCCCACAAAUCGACUGUACGAUGCGAACAGUCAGCCAUCACCACUUCCCGUUCCAUUUCGCCCAUCAUGUUGACUGGCGCAAGGUCGUGGGGAUGCAGAUCCGCGAGGGGCUCGGAUCGGCCUGGCAUCGACCCUUACCCCUGCCCUUCCUCCACCUGGGCGAGCGAUUGGUGAUGCGGAUGAUGACGUGGUGGUGGCUACUCCGUCAAACGCGCCAGAACUAA